Messenger RNA from Danaus chrysippus (African queen), 603 nucleotides. NCBI's taxonomy places the organism in Eukaryota, Metazoa, Arthropoda, Insecta, Lepidoptera, Nymphalidae. The record is from the annotation of a GenBank genome assembly.
AUGGGUAAACAUGCUAUUCCAGAAAAUCCAAUGGAGAUCACAUCAGCAGAUCACAUCAUUGCAUUGCCUCGAACAGAAGCAGAAUUAGCAAUUGGCACCGUCAUAACUGAUAUGGAACAUAAUCAUCAGCUAGAUUAUCCCUUAGAAGCUAGAAAAGUGGCAAUUCAGAAUAUAGAGACUUCAAAUAUGAAAAAUAAGAUAAGAUUUGAUGAGAGAAGACUAGAACAUGAUUUUCAAGUAAAUGACUAUGUGAUGUAUGAAUGGCCUAAAGCGGAUGAUCACAAAUUAUCUCCUAAAUACAAAGGUCCAUACCAGAUUACAAAAAAAGUUGGAUCUGUUUGUUAUGAAAUUAAAAACCUACAAAAGCUGAAACAGAAAAAAAUUGUUCAUGUACAGUACUUAAAACCUCUAAUCUCUUCCCCAAACCUAGACUGUCUUUCAGAUGAAGAACACAAUAAUUACAACCAUGAUGAUGAUGAUGACAACCAAAUUGUGAACACCCCAGAAAUCCCUAAUAAAAUAUAUGAGGAUGAUGAUAAUGGCAAAGUACCCUAUACCACAAGCAGAGGAUGCCAUACAAGAAGGAAAAUUCAACAUGUAUAA